This is a messenger RNA of Macadamia integrifolia, 791 nucleotides long. RefSeq names its product transcription repressor KAN1-like. The transcript is spliced from 5 exons. Gene Ontology annotation, cellular component: nucleus. Bases 22 to 708 code for a protein of 228 amino acids. Gene Ontology annotation, biological process: regulation of DNA-templated transcription; abaxial cell fate specification. The record is from RefSeq and is a predicted model, not a curated record. Gene Ontology annotation, molecular function: transcription cis-regulatory region binding. Lineage: Eukaryota; Viridiplantae; Streptophyta; Magnoliopsida; Proteales; Proteaceae.
UGAUCAAUACAAGAAAUAAUAAUGAGAGACUCUUCAAUCAGAAAAGGAGGGAGACACUACAAGAAAUCUGAAGCUCCCCGGAUGCGGUGGACACCAGAUCUUCAUAAGCGAUUCGUGGAAGCUAUCGAUUGCCUCGGCGGAAAACACAGAGCUACACCAAAGAGAAUCCUACAGGUGAUGGGUGUGAAGGGACUAAUGAUAGCUCAUGUAAAAAGCCAUCUUCAGAUGUACAGAUGCAUGAAGAAAGGAACCAAAAUUAAUUACGUCUUAUAUGCCUGUCCUUCGGGUAAUGGAAGAACAGAUGAUAAUGAUCUCAAUAGAUUUUAUCAAUGCAAUAUAGAGGAGAAUCCUCAUUCUAUCUCUAUCUGUACACACAGUUCUCCCCCACAAAGGCCCUUAGGGGUUCAAUCAACAGAGAGGGAAUCUGAAAGGGUUGCUUUUGAAUAUGAUAAUUUAUCAAGAGAAAGCAAUGAGGUCCUCCUGACUCAAGAAGAUAGUACAGAGAGCAAUGAAAAUCAGAUUACACAAGGGAGCUCAAUUUGUGGGACGUCCAAGAGAGAAGAUAUUGGUCACCAAAGAGAAAGUUAUGAGUUAUUAUCAUUGAAAAGAGGUGAAAAAGGAGAAUUGUGGCCUUUAGACUGUAACUCACUUGAGGAAAGUAAUAUAAAUCUAGAACUAACCAUCUCAACAUCUUCCUCAUACACUUAACUAGAAACUGAGAUUAGUGCUCUUGUAUACAGUAAUCUACUGCUGAUCACAAUCUAGAUGAUAAAUUUUGUUGUUCUCUAUAA